AUUUAUUAAUAAGUAACAAAUAAAUAAGUGUUAUACUCGAACAAUCUUUCACUUAAAAAGCUGCGCUAUUAUACUAAAGAAAUUUAUGUGUUAAAUGAAUAAGUGUCAAUCAGUAUACAGUAACUACAAAUUAAACCUUAAACUGUAAAGAUUAAAUGUAAUUUAUGUAAAACAUACGUCUGAACCCUUCCAAAUAAGAUACAAAUAUGUUUCAUAUGGUUUAUCCUCCAGUUUUUUUAAUCAGUAAAGACUGCAUUAUUGCAUUUUGCAUUAUUCAUAUUUUCUCCCAUAAAUCAAACACCCUCGUAAUUUUCAUUUCUACAUGGUUCAACUGACGGUAACACUAGCCAUAAUCAUGUUAGCUGUUGGCAAAUAUUUUAUUCAUAUCGCUUAUUAUUCUCAUAAAAUAUAGCUUUUUCCUUUCGAGAGAGAAGAAACACGUUUUUUCUUGCAAUUUACUUAAAUAAAAGUAAAUACUUAUCCUCCUUGUUUUGUUGUUUAACGAAGUGAUGUUUUUCAAAUUUUCACUUAUUUCACUUAUCUUUAGUGAUCCGAAUGAUCCUGAUUAAAAUGUAUUUCCUUCCAUUUGCUAAUGAGUAUGAGUUAGGAAAAAUUUUCGAGGGUUGUGUUUUCCUAAAUGUUUCUCGUAUUAUCUAAAAAAAAAAUUAUUUUCUAUGUUGUGAACAAAUUAUUAUGAACAAAUGGGAUUUUUUUUGUAAAUGUAUUUUUCAUUGUUUCAAUAACAUUUUGACACAGUUUACAGUGCAGUUUAAUAACUUUUUGUCAUAUCGGCUUUUUGGUCAAUGUAGAGCAUACACAAUCAAUAAAACAUGAUUGGUAAAAUUUGAUACAUAAUAUUAAUCUGAAAGAGAAUAGAAAACUGCAAUCGUAGCAUUUAGCAAAAAAUCAACUAACAUCUUGUGAUUGCAACGAGUGCGUUUGUUUCAUGCUUCAAGAAACAUAAAUUUACAAAAUUGAAAUUUAUAUACUAACAGUGGGUGGAGAUUUCUUGAUAAACGGGACCGGUUCCGCACGACAUGACCAGGUAUCAAAUCCCAUCAUGGGCGGCAUGACAUUAGAGGUUGUUAAGUAAAUACGCGAGAGAUACUAAGUGUGGCUACUAUUUUUUUACUGUACUUUCUUUACUGUGUUUCUUUAUUGUUUAACUGUACUACACUAUUACUCGUUUAGUAAGCAAUACAAAAUUUUACUGAGAUUUAAAAAAACACAUUUGUUUAGAUUAAUUUACAAAAAUGCUAUUUAAGUUUAAUGAAUGCAUCAUUAAUACUUGUACUAAAAAGAUGCUAUAAAAACUUAUAAAAACUUAUAAAACUAUAAAAACUAUAAAAACGGAAGACUUCUUGUUUUUUAGGGUAUACUUAGCAUUUAUAGAACGAUUGCAAGACGUUUUAGGUCGAUAUUUCGAAAAAGCUUAGGCGCAAGAAAUAAGUAAAAUUAAAAAUAUGUAUUUACAUUUUUAAACGUUUAACGAUGAAGUACCCAACUCAACAACCCUUCCCUGUAAAGUGAUCGUUGCACUUUUUUUUUCGUUCUUCCAUUUGUAUGUUUGUGAUAAGCCAACACGCUACGAUACACAAUAUCACACGCACCAGCAAAACCCAAAGGCCGGCUGGUGGUGUUUGUGUUUGAAAAUUCGAUUUAUGUCCGGCUACCGGAAGCACUCAAUUGUGCAACAAAACAGCUUGCGCUGCAAAUGCCUACAGUGACCGCGGGUCACUAUGCAAAACCCCCGAAAGCAAUGGGUGGUUUUGUCGACUGUUGGAGCUACCCGUUGGCGUGUGUUUUGUUUGUACACGCGUUUGUGUGGUUGAUUGGUUGUUGUUGUUAUUAUUGUGAUUGUGGUUGCAUGUGACAUAGCGCAAACUAAAGUCGUGUGCGCGGGCGUGUUUCCAACGACGCACUUGUUGAGCGUUAACAUUAUGUUGACAUUUUUUUCUCUGUGCUGCUGCUGCUGCUAACGCUGCUGGAAUACCGUUCCCAUACGACAGGCCAUGGGACAAAAACGGGCAGUUGCUUCACGAUCGAGCCGGCAAUCGAAUGCGUUUUGUGUGGAAGUACACCGGUUUUUUUGGAACUGCAGUGAGCCGAAUGUUUUCCUGUGUUUAAGAGGCCUCUUGAGAUGUACGAUACCGUGAUCGAUCUUAAGUAGUUAGCGUUUUUAGUACUUAGUGUUAAAAGUGCCCAUGUAUUGAGGAAAUAGUGAAAACACCUUUUUUUUAAAUCAUGAGGGUUAAGCGAAAGUACGGCAGCAAAAUGUACGAAAGCUCCUGCUCAUACCAGACGGCGCUGGAUCUGAAACGGGGCGCUUCUCCGCUCGUAACGCACCAGGUAAAGUCGGAAGACUGUCUCGGUUUGACACAGUGCACCGAUUGGGGUUCGUACCGUUUCCAUCAGUCAACAUUCGAACAGCUGAAACAAAGUGUUGAGAAAGCCAAAGCCGCCCUACAGGAUCGGACAUCUUUCCUCGGAAGCUCCAGCGCAUUUAGCGAUAUAUAUUCAUCGCCGAGAUUGACGGAAUCGCUUGAAAACGUUAUUUCUCACACCACCGGCAACAGCAACAACAAUGGUACGACUAGCACAAACCCUGUCUCGAAUGGUAAUGCUAGCGCAGAAAGUAACCCUGCCAACACUAACGCUACUAGUAACGCUGGCAGUGUACUAAACGUCAGUGGUAGUAACACAGGUAGUGGUACGGGGAAUGGCGCCAAUACCAGUGCCAGCAGUGGUGGAGGUGGUAGUGGAGGAGGUGGUGGAGCAAGUGGAACUGGUGGUGGUGGUGGUGGUAGUAGUAGUAGCAUUAGCGUUAUAAACGCAACUUCACUCGUGUCACCAUCGAAUCUGCUGGGUAACGGGUUGGCAAAUCAACGUCACCGAAACGAUCUGCUGGGAUCCGGCAAUCUUAAUCUGGUGUCUUCAACUCAGUCACCGACAACCACCUCGACACCGUCAUCAAUUCUGUCCCAAAACUUAGAGUCUCCGGUGGACGUCAAGUCACGACAAGGUAAGGCUGAAUAGUAUUUUUAGUUUAUAAAAGAACUUUUACUUUAGAGUUUCGAGAGAAUUAAAAAAUCUAUUAAUGUAAUUAUAUCAAAUAUGUAAAACAUACAACACUAGGUACUGAUCUGAUUAAACUACUCUAAUCUGGUGCUGAAACUUCUGGUGGAAAACUCCUCCUUAAACGAAAUUUUACAUUUCCUUUUGAUAAGGUAUCAUGCACUACUACUACAGCGAGAUUUGUGCUCAAUUUUCUGGCAUGUUUCAUGUAAAGCCUGACACAACAUUCUUGUAAUGAGAAUCGACUCAAUGCGCAUGUUUCCUGCAAAGGUAAUUCAACAAAUAAGAAUAUUGGUAGCCAUUGUGGAAAUGGAAACAUGCAACGUUUGGUUGCGCUAAUGUUUUAAUUUUAGAGUUCUUUCUCCCAUUAAUAUGUACUAAAAAUAAACAUAACCUGAAAGUAAUGAUGUCUAUUUUAAUACAGUGCAUUAUGGCAUCAGCAUGUUUCUCUCUUAACCAAACAAACGAUCCCAAAACACACACCAAAAAAAACUAUACUUUGUGGUUCAUUUUUAUUGACCGUAUCAAAACUCAAGCGCUUCGUAAACAGUAGAUUAUGUUCCGUGUCACCGAUAAUCCUGUGUGUAACGUUCCUUCUGUGUCACACUUCCGCGUACCAGAAACGCAACGAAAACACAUGUACCUUCACGCCAAUUAAACGAUUUGAUAGGCUACACCCUAUCAAUUACUAGCGCUCGUUCGUUUCUUUGCGACGCAAACAAAUCCCCCGCCACUCCUUAUCACACUUUCUCAUACGUGCAUACAUUCAGGCGUUACGUUUCGUCCCAAAAGUCCUCCUCGCAGUACACUAUCAAUAAACACAUCUAAACAUGACCCUAUUAACGAAUCGGGGCUUAUCGAAUAGAUACUCCCUAGUUGCUUCCCAGCCGCUAUUACCCGCGCUUUGGAUUGACAUCAUAGGGUGGAACUGGUGGAAAAACUGGGCCGUUUUCUCGCACACCCGCCACAAAUCGUCAUCUUCCCAAAAAGCUGAAACGAUAAACCAUCCACCCUUAGCAUUUAGGGUUUUUUUUUGUUUGAUGCAUCAAACAUACCAAAAUAAAAAGAAGGCUUCCCCUAACGGACGGACGAUGUAUUAUCCGUACGAAGGAUUGGGUGUUUCGUCUUCUGAUACGCAACAACAACUACAAUAAAAAUUUGCCUCCACUCCAGCGUCCACUUUUCUUUUCCCACCGUAAGCGGAAAAGCAGCCAGCACAACUUCCGCCGAUGAUGGCCUUUUGUCUGGCUCGCGCGCGCUCUAGCGCCGGUGUCCUUUUACGCAGCCAAAAAGGGGGAACGAGCUACACGAGGCAUUUUUAUUGUUCCGUUCGUAAGUUUUUUUCUUUUUUUUGUUGCU
This is a messenger RNA of Anopheles funestus (African malaria mosquito), 4434 nucleotides long. Its product is annotated as DNA-binding protein D-ETS-3-like. The coding region runs from base 2245 to 3036 and encodes 263 amino acids. Lineage: Eukaryota; Metazoa; Arthropoda; Insecta; Diptera; Culicidae. The transcript has 3 exons. The record is from RefSeq and is a predicted model, not a curated record.